GUUAUAGUGUUCCGGGGUCCAUAAAUUGACCAAAUAACAAAAACUCAAAAUAUCAUUGUUAUUUUCGAAUAAUUCAUUUGUACAGAGUAUUAUUAGUUUACUUAGAACCUAACUUAAUGAAAAAAUAUUAAUAUCGAACGUUCCAACAAGAAUUACAUGUAAAACACCUCUAGGGUGAUUCUUCUUGGAAAACGCAUGCGCAUUCAGAGUACAAACCUGAAAAUACAUCAAAGUUUUUCCUCUGAAAAAGUAGCAAGUGAACUUUAUAAACGUUAGAAGACUUUCUAAACGUUAGUUCCAAGUAUUUAUUGUUUAUUGUGACAAAAUAAGCGUGUCUCAAUAAUUGAUUGUUAAGAGUUAAAGUACUAUGAACCGUUUGGAUGAUCCUCCGGGUCUCAUGAAAGGCAGAAAACCAUCCUUCAUUGGAAUGAACGGGGGUCCAGAAACAGACGAGCAGCAACGGUUAAGAUUUCAAGUUGAACUAGAAUUUGUUCAAUGUCUUGCCAAUCCAAACUAUUUGAAUUUUCUAGCACAACGUGGAUACUUUAAGGAUUCGACAUUCAUAAAUUAUCUUAAGUACCUGUUGUAUUGGAAGGAACCUGAUUAUGCAAAAUAUUUGAAAUAUCCCAUGUGCUUGUACUUCCUAGACUUAUUACAAUAUGAACACUUUAGAAGAGAAGUGGUAAACUCUCAGUGUACGAAAUUUAUAGAUGAUCAACAAAUAUUAUUAUGGCAACAUUAUACCAGACGUAGGACAAGACUGUUACAAACUGCUGCCGAGCAAACGCAGCACGUAAAUCCUCAAAACAAUGGUAUUGUACAACCUAAAGUUCCUUGAGUAAUAUGUGUGAAAAACAGUAUUAAAUGGGUCCAUAAAACCUACGACACUACAUAAGAUUAUUUCUAUAUUAUAGUUCCUUAUCAGAAUUGUUUUAAUAGUUAUGUUUUUGACUGUGAUAAAUCACAAAUAAAGUACUUUUCUAUAUUCAUUAUA
Molecule: messenger RNA, 994 nt
Organism: Hylaeus anthracinus
Lineage: Eukaryota; Metazoa; Arthropoda; Insecta; Hymenoptera; Colletidae
Gene: MED31
Product: mediator of RNA polymerase II transcription subunit 31
Exons: 3
Coding region: 368-838 (156 amino acids)
Biological process (GO): regulation of transcription by RNA polymerase II
Cellular component (GO): mediator complex; core mediator complex
Molecular function (GO): transcription coregulator activity
Source: RefSeq, a predicted model, not a curated record